AUGAAAGAAAGACAAAGAGAUAUGGAUAAUAUUCCACAAAUAAGGGAGGAUGUGGAAGUAAUUGAUAAUGUACAACAAAUAGUUGUAGGAAAGCAACCACCAUUACUACAACAACAAAAUGAAGAUAGGAAUAUGGAUCCGCAAGAUUUUACAAGAUGUUCUAUUUGUAAUACACCUUUAAGAGAAGCUAUGAAUGGUAAUCCAGAAGUAGUGAGACUUUGUAAUAAUAAUCAAAGACAUAUGGCUCACAUGCAUUGUGCGAUUAGAUGGUAUGAUAGAGAUAGUGUUGACACACAUUGUGUUAGACGUGAAAAAGAAUGUAUGGAAUUAGCAGCACAGAGAAGACAAGAAAGAAUAGCAGUGAAACAGUGA
Molecule: messenger RNA, 372 nt
Organism: Dentiscutata erythropus
Lineage: Eukaryota; Fungi; Glomeromycota; Glomeromycetes; Diversisporales; Gigasporaceae
Source: the annotation of a GenBank genome assembly